UAAACCCCAAACCCCACCCAAUAAUCGCCCUCCUUAAUGAUAAACACCAAGAGAAAUUAAAUACUACAUUUUUUUCUUCUAAUCUCUUUUGGAGGCCCUCCACAAUUACUUUAUUUUGGUUGUUGGUGGUAGUGGUGGGUGUUUCUUUUUUUAAUUCUAUUUAUUUAUUUAUUUUUGUAGCAUCAAGAAGGAGAAGGAGGAGAAGAAGGAGAGAGAAGAGAAGAGAAGAGAAGAGGAGAGGAGAGGAGAGGAGAGCUCCUCCUCCCUCUUGCUUUUUUUUUUUCCUCCUCUUUUUCAUAUUGUUCUCUUGGGAUCUGAUUUUUGUCCCCAUACUGGGAGGGAAAGAGGCAGCAAUUGAUUUUCUUUCUCUUCUUUGUUCUUGCUCUUCUUCUUCUUCCUCCUCCUCCUCCACUCUUCCUCAUCCUCCUCAGCUCUGUGAAGGACAGCUGCUUGACAGCAAUCUCUGCUGCCUCUGGUUCUGCCUCCCAUGAGGAGCACAACAUCAGUGUAAUCACAAAGCAAGGAGCCCUCCUAUGGCGUUGCUGAGCUUAUGAAGGAGCUCUGACGACUACCGGUGCAUGCUUCUGCCAUCAAUCAGUUGACCCAACAAGGCAAUUCAAUCAGAAUUUCGGUUUGGUGAACUCUGUAAUUGCUUCCCUGCAGUAUCCAUGCCUUCACAGUAAUCUUGCUAAUUGAGUUGUCAAAGCUGCGACAUGGCUACUUAUUACUCAAGUCCCGGCAAUGAAAGAGACUCACAAGCUAUGUACCCAGCGGAUUCAGGCAAUUCAUCAUAUCCUGUGCCAUCAGCAAUAGGAAACAUGUUAUAUCCUGGCAAUGGAUCUUCUGGACCAUACACGGAAUUUAGUGGCAUUAUCCAACAUCAACAGAAUUUCAUGGAGCUGCCUGGCCAUCCAACUGCAAUCUCUCAAGAUUCAUCGGCAAGGGAACCUAACAUGGUCUCAUCAUAUACAGAGCAGCGCUCUUUUGGUCCUGCCAAAGAUAUGAGAAAUGAGAUGUUGAUGCAUUUGAUGGAUGGAUCACAUAGUGCUGGUGCUGAUCUCAUCCACAAUGAUACUCAUAACAGUGCGCAGAUUGAGUUUGGCCUAUUGAACAAUCACAAUUCAAUGAGUGUUGCACCAACACCAGGCCAAGGGUUGUCUCUGAGCCUCAACACGCAUAUCCUGGCGCCUUCAUACCCUUACUGGUCUGCAAAACAAGAGUUGCUAACACCACACUCUUACCAGGGCGAUGACAACAGAAUGAAGAAUAUGCAAUCUGAGGCCUCACAGGCAAUCCGACACUCGAAGUAUCUGAAAGCAGCACAAGAAUUGCUUGAUGAGGUCGUCAGUGUUUGGAAGAGUAUAAAACAGAAAGCACAGAAAGACCAGGCUGAGGCAGGAAAAUCAGAUAACAAAGAAGCCGAUGGGGGUUCGAAAGGUGAGGGGGUAUCUUCCAACCCACAGGAGUCUACUGCCAAUGCUGCACCUGAGCUUUCUGCUGCUGAGAAACAGGAGCUACAGAAUAAGAUGGCAAAACUUAUGGCGAUGUUGGAUGAGGUGGACCGAAAGUACAAACACUAUUAUCAUCAAAUGCAAAUUGUUGUCUCAUCUUUUGAUAUGGUUGCUGGGUCUGGAGCUGCCAAGCCUUAUACUGCAGUUGCCCUUCAAACAAUAUCAAAACACUUCAGAUGUCUCAAAGAUGCUAUCAAUGAUCAGAUCAAUGUUAUCCGGAAGAAACUAGGAGAGGAGGAGAGUUCAUCUGGUAAAGAGGGAAAAUUAACACGCCUCCGUUAUAUUGACCAGCAGUUAAGACAGCAGCGCGCUUUCCAGCAGUAUGGUUUGUUACAGCAAAAUGCUUGGAGGCCGCAGAGGGGACUGCCUGAAAACUCAGUUUCAAUUCUUCGUGCUUGGCUUUUUGAGCACUUCCUUCACCCGUAUCCAAAAGAUUCUGAAAAGCUAAUGCUAGCAAGACAAACUGGCUUAACAAGAAGUCAGAUUUCAAAUUGGUUCAUAAAUGCCCGUGUUCGCUUGUGGAAACCGAUGAUUGAAGACAUGUAUAAAGAAGAGAUUGGGGAGGCAGAUCUUGACUCAAACUCCUCUUCCGACAACGUGCCAAGAAGCAAGGACAAAAUAGCAACAUCUGAAGAUAAGGAGGAUCUGAAAAGCUCUCUGAGCCAGACCUGUCAACCAAGUCAAUUGGGUGAAUCCAAAGCCAACAUCGGGAUGAUGAACCUUGGUGGAGCACCAGCCAGCUUCCACAAUGAAGGCAACCAAGACGACAGCUUCAUGAACCUAAUGUUGAAGGACCAAAGGCCGGGCGAAGCCGAAGGCAGCCUCCUCCAUGAUGCCGUAGUGCAUCAUUCCGACGAGAAUGCUCGGUUCAUGGCUUAUCAUUUGUCAGGGAUCGGGAGAUAUGGGAACAGCAACGUGUCAUUGACACUAGGCUUACAGCAUGCUGAGAACAGACUUUCAGUUCAGAACACUCAUCAGCCAGGUUUCACCGGUGCCGGAGAAGAAGAAAUUUACAACUCCACUGCUUCUAUUGGUGUUGCUGCAGCGGCCUCUUCAGACUAUGAAUCCACGAACCAAAUAGAUCAACGGCAACGGUUUGAACCGUCGCCUCUAAUGCAUGAUUUUGUGGCCUAGAUGGUCGAAAUACCAAAAACAUGGUGGCAAAAUUUGCCCGGGGGAGCAUUUGUAAUUUGUAGUGCAAGAAUAACAUGCCUGAAAAAGCAUGGAAAUUGUAGCUGUAGUUUGCAUUUGGUACAGAAGAGGGGGGUAUAGCAUGAAAUGUAAUAUAAUUAAGUUUAGUUGGUGGGGGGUUAUAGGGGUAAAGAAUCCUGUAAAGAUGGAAUACAUCAUACAUGUAAAAGAUUAUGAUUUUCAGAACCAUGCUGUAAAAAAAGAACACCUGUAAUAACUACUUGUCAUCCAGGUAUAUAUUGUUCAGCCUAUUGACAAAA
Messenger RNA from Oryza brachyantha (malo sina), 2962 nucleotides. RefSeq names its product BEL1-like homeodomain protein 7. The transcript is spliced from 6 exons. The coding region runs from base 714 to 2645 and encodes 643 amino acids. NCBI's taxonomy places the organism in Eukaryota, Viridiplantae, Streptophyta, Magnoliopsida, Poales, Poaceae. Gene Ontology annotation, molecular function: RNA polymerase II cis-regulatory region sequence-specific DNA binding; DNA-binding transcription factor activity, RNA polymerase II-specific. The record is from RefSeq and is a predicted model, not a curated record. Gene Ontology annotation, biological process: regulation of transcription by RNA polymerase II.